This is a messenger RNA of Pieris macdunnoughi, 2469 nucleotides long. Lineage: Eukaryota; Metazoa; Arthropoda; Insecta; Lepidoptera; Pieridae. The record is from the annotation of a GenBank genome assembly.
AUGGAAAACUAUAUUGUAAUAUCGUUUAUUGGUGAAGGAUCAUUUGGGAGAGUUUUCAAAGCAAAACAGAAAGAAACUAAUGCUGUACUAGCACUAAAAGUUAUACGAAAGAAAGGCCGAUCAUCGAAAGAUCUUAAAAAUUUAAGACAAGAAUGUGAUAUUCAAAGACAAUUAAAUCAUCCAAAUAUUAUUCGCAUGAUAGAUAGUUUUGAUACUGAAUCCGAACUUGUGGUGGUCACAGAAUAUGCAGAAAAAGAAUUACAUAGUAUACUUGCAAAAGAAGGUUGUCUGAAUGAGGACCAAGCAAAGAAAAUAACAUGGGAUUUGGUUUCAGCACUAUACUAUUUACAUUCUCACAGAGUUCUUCACAGAGAUCUCAAGCCACAAAAUGUACUGUUAGAUAGUACUGGGCGGGCAAAGCUGUGUGACUUUGGACUUGCCCGUAUUAUGACUAAUGCAACUCACAUUCUUACCUCUAUAAAAGGAACACCACUUUAUAUGGCACCUGAAUUAAUUGAUGAGAAACCUUAUGAUCAUCAGGCAGAUUUAUGGUCACUCGGAUGUAUUGUAUAUGAAAUAAUGGCCGGACAACCACCAUUUUGCACUAUGUCUAUUUGGCAGCUAGUCAGGAUGAUAAGACAUAAACCUGUGCAGUGGCCAAGUUUUAUAAGUCCUGAUGCUAGAUCAUUCUUGCAGGGUUUGUUGCACAAAGACCCGGUAAAGCGGAUGACUUGGCCAGAAAUCCUAGAACACCCAUUUGUGAAGGGCCACAUUCUCAUCCUCCCAGAAGAUGUUCAAAGUGACUCGCCAUUCACAAAACCAUUAUCUUAUAGUCAACAGGAAGCAAAGUUUUUGCAAACUGAGAAAAUAAGCAAAUGUACUAAGGCCAAAACUCACGCUCAAACAAAACCAGAAGGCCACGAUCUAAGAAAUAUGCGUGGUGCUCAGGCACUAGAAUGUGUGCCAAUGUCUGAUGAUGACAGCGUACGAGCAACGAGUGCGUUCAGUGUUAGAGACAGUCUCAAAACUGACGAUGAAGACCAGUCUCAACCAAUAACGGCGACCAACGCGAAACUACUGAGGCACGAAUUCCAUGUUAUGAACAAUUCUAACCUCGUCGUGUGUAACUUGGAAAGAAACAUCGCCCAACUCAUGGCGAACAAUGAAAUGAUUGCAGAAGAAAAAGAAACAAAAGACAGAGAAGAGAAAGAAACAAGAGACAGAGAAGAGAUAGAAACAAAAGAGAGAGAUGAAGUUAAAGGGAAAAGUAAAGGAAGCACAGCAUCACAGAGCUUAGAGAAUCCAAAAAGUUCAAAUGUUGACGUUAGCGCGGGUCUCAGUAAAAGUGUGCCUCCGUCGUAUAAGCAGAAGUUAUUACAAUUCUCUAAAGAUAAGCUGAGAUUUGGAAGCGGUGGAAACAGACUGACCAGGAGUAUUAAGAGAUCAUUCCACUUUAGUAGGAGUUUAGACAAAAAUAAGGAAUCCCAACGGAGAACGAGCGAACCAACAAUAGAACAUACAGAUAGAAGCAAAUACUCGAAAGAGGAUAAAGACGAGGAUGUAGAGAAAAAUGAAGUAAUAGAGGAAACGGGGGAUGAUAAGGAUAUCGCUGAUAAUGAUAACAUAAAGCAUGAAGAGAAUCAAGAAGAACUUAAAGAGCCAUCCUCUAUAGAACUGGAAGAAUGGGAGGCAUUUUUGAACUCAAAUAUCACAGAGGUUAUGGAGGGAGACGUCGAAUCAUUGACGCAGUUGAAUAUGGUGAGUAUGGUGGUGGGAGUGGUAGGGAGUGCGGCUAGAGGCAGCAAAGGCGCCAGAGUUUGCGGCGCCGUGGCGGCCUUGCUCGCCUUACCAUCGCUAUCUCACUCUUUGCCCAGACACACAUUGCUCAAUAUACAAGAUGUGUACUUGGAAGCGAAAGUGGUUUACAACUUCAUAGCAGCCAUAAGUACUCUCAUGAAGAAUACCAAUACUGAUGAUGACGAAGAAAGACUUCGUGGUGUAAGUCGAAUGCUAGAAGUAUGUCUAUGGCUCUGCGGUCGCUCGUGUCGCGCAGUUCGCCAACUCGCCACCUCACUUGGGAACGCGCAUACAGUUUAUACUGGACUGCUUACUAUAUCCACAAAAUCUCCACGAAUAGUUCUCAACCUAAUCGGCCUCCUUAUAACGAUACUUCAAGAUUUGCCGGAACACGCGGACAUAGUCGAGCGAAUAUUGUUCGAAGACCGGAGUUUUACCUUCCUAAAGCUUUUGGAACAACAAAAUGACGCUUUAAAAAUAAGAAUAUGUGUUUUAAUUAGCUUAUUGUGUACUUAUUCGUGUACAGCCUUUUCAGCAGCCAUGGAAAAUGAGUGGAGGAAGAGAAAUAGUGAGGUUUUGGAGGAACUCCAUUCCCAUUGUAAUGUUACGUUGAAUAGAGCCGCGAGGUUGGCUAGUAAGGAGUUGUGUAGUAUGCCGUUUUAUGUCAGUUGA